Alligator sinensis (Chinese alligator) is the source of this 5044-nucleotide messenger RNA. It is a transcript of the gene USH1C, whose product is annotated as USH1 protein network component harmonin. The transcript has 26 exons. Bases 1 to 2643 code for a protein of 880 amino acids. Lineage: Eukaryota; Metazoa; Chordata; Crocodylia; Alligatoridae. The record is from RefSeq and is a predicted model, not a curated record. Gene Ontology annotation, cellular component: plasma membrane; photoreceptor inner segment; stereocilium tip. Gene Ontology annotation, biological process: retinal cone cell development; inner ear auditory receptor cell differentiation; inner ear morphogenesis. Gene Ontology annotation, molecular function: protein binding.
AUGGUCCCUCUAGCCCAGCAUCCUGUCACGCACAGGCAGAGAGUAGAUGCUGAAAGGGAGAAUGAAUUAGCGCCCCUCGAGGCUCACGCUGGACUCCGCGGCUGCUCCGGAGCUCGGCGGCCCGGACGAAGCCCCGCGGAGCCCGGCUCCCGCUGCCCGCCGCGCCGGGGCGGGCCAGGAGGGCGGAGGCAGGUGCCCGGGGAGUUCCGGCACAAGGUUGACUUCCUCAUUGACAAUGAAGCAGAGAAGGAUUAUCUUUACGAUGUGCUGCGGAUGUACCACCAAUCCAUGGAUCUUCCAGUGCUGGUGGGAGACCUAAAGCUUGUGAUAAAUGAACCAAGUAGAUUGCCUCUUUUUGAUGCCAUCCGUCCUCUUAUCCCAUUAAAACACCAGGUGGAAUAUGAUCAGUUAACACCAAAACGGUCAAGAAAGCUGAAGGAAGUGAGACUGGAUCGUUUGCAUCCUGAAGGGCUUGGAAUAAGUGUGCGAGGAGGACUGGAAUUUACCUGUGGACUCUUUAUCUCUCAGUUAGUUAAAGGUGGACAAGCAGACAACGUUGGACUUCAGGUUGGAGAUGAGAUAGUUCGGAUAAAUGGCUACUCCAUCUCUUCAUGCACUCAUGAGGAAGUAAUAAAUCUUAUCCGCACAAAGAAAAUUGUGUCCAUAAAAGUAAGACAUGUUGGCAUGAUACCUGUCAAAAGCUCUACAGAUGAACCUCUUAAGUGGCAAUAUGUGGAUCAGUUUGUGUCAGAUGCUGGGGAAGGAAAAGGCAGCAUGGCAGGACUUACUUCAUCUGGAGGAAGAGACAGUAAAGAGAAGAAAGUCUUCAUUAGUUUGAUUGGUACGAAGGGUAUGGGAUGCAGCAUUUCCAGCGGUCCAACGCAAAAACCAGGCAUCUUUAUUAGCAACGUUAAGCCAGGUUCUCUUUCUGCAGAAGUGGGGUUAGAGGUUGGUGAUCAGAUUGUUGAAGUAAACGGAAUGGAUUUUUCAAAAGUGGAUCACAAAGAGGCUGUGAGAGUGUUAAGAAGCAGUCGUACGCUGACUAUCUCUGUAGUAGCAGGAGCUGGAAAAGAGCUUUUCAUGACUGAAGAAGAGCGGCAGAGAGAGGAGCGCCUUCAUGAACUGGAGCGUCAGGAAUUAAUGCAUCAAAAGCGGCUUGCAUUAGAGACAAAUAAAAUCUUCAAAGAACAGCAAGAGAAAGAGAAGCUAAGAAAACAGGAGAUGACUCAGAAGACUGCAGAGGAAGAAGAAAGAUAUCAUAAAGAAAUUGGACAGAUAACAGCAGAGGAAGAGAAAUUUAAGAAACAAUGGGAAGAGGACUGGGCACCUAAAGAGCCACCUAAAACUGUAAAAACUGUGACUGCUGAAGUUCACCAUGCCCCUUCUCCUAAACACAGAGUAGAUUUAAAGGGAAUUGCAUGUGACCAGCUUACAGCGGAUGACAUGGAUGGAAUGAGCAUGAAGCAGGACAAACAGGUCUCUGAGACAGAGAGAGAAGACUUAGAGGAAUCAGAAAAAGUGCAACACUGGGUGGAAAGACUUUGUCAGACACGGUUAGAACAAAUUUCCUCUGUGGAGAAUGAGUCUCCUGAGUUGACAAGUGGACGGUCUUCUGCUUCUCCUUCUGCCACAUCAAUGCGGAGGUUUGCAGGUGGCCUGCAGCUUCAUACCACAGAUCUUGAUGAUAUUAAUUUAGACGAGAUUGACAAGCCUAAGAAACGUGUCCCACCUCCCCCUCCGUCACCCCACACACCUUCUGCAUCAUCUGCAGCUCAUCUACUUUCUUCAUCGAAUGUUCCACUUUCAAGAGGCCCAACCCCCUCAUCCUGUACAGCUUCACAGGUGACUUCAUCAUCUGCUUGGAUGCAUGCACCCCAACCUCUUCGACCACUCCCACCUGCCCCCUUGUCUGCUCCACCUAGUGAAUCUCUUCAUCCACCACCCAUCCUCUUAGAAGAAAGAGUGGGCAACCACAGCUACACUGGUGGCCCCACAGAGUCCUUGAAUGAAGCCAAAAACUACAGUGGAAGAUCUACUUUUGAUCCUAUUAGCUCUCAGAAUAGUGAGCAGACCUACUUACGAAGUCCAAAGGUUUUAAGAAACACCUCUCAUAUCAGCAAAAUGACACCUGCAUCCAGCAGUUCACUGCAGUUUGCUCCAAGUCCACCUACCCAGCAUCGACCAGGGAUACCAGUAGUCUCUAAGCCAGUCAUGCUGCACCCUGAGUCUAAUUCUAUUGUCAGGCCAACAAUCAAAUCCGAGGCCCUGGGAUUCCAGAAGUACGUUGAAAAUUUUGACCCCUAUUCAAUGUUUUCACCAGACCAAGUUAUGGGAAAAGAUGUGCGGCUGCUGCGUAUUAAAAAGGAAGGGGCAUUAGACCUUGCAGUAGAGGGAGGAAUUGAUUCUCCAAUUGGGAAAAUAGUUGUCUCUGCUAUCUAUGAUGGUGGUGCUGCAGAUAAACAUGGAGGCAUAGUGAAAGGGGAUGAAAUAAUGGCAGUAAAUGGAAAGAUUUUAGUUGAUGCUAAACUGGCAGAAGCACAGACAACUCUAUCGAGAGCAUGGAACAUGGGUGGGGACUGGAUUGACUUAGUCAUUGCAGCAUCCCCUCCAAAGGAAUAUGAUGAUGAGAUGACAUUUUUUUAAAGUACAGAAGGUAAAACUGAAGAAACAAAGACUAUGCUCUGAAGAAAGCUGCUGAUUCAAAAAUGUGAAAUCAAUAGCUUUGCAAAUUAUACAAGAGAAUUUUCUGACUUUAGAAUUGAAGUGCACUAGAGAGAUGCCUGGCCUUUAGACUCUUUGGGUAAUUUAUGUAACUUCAAAGCCUUCCAUGGACUCAGAAUGUGUAGGUACGAGAGAGAGAAUUAGUAACUGAGGAAUGCUGCCAAUACCAAUAAGCUAUUCUGUAAGACUGUUAGGAUCUAUAUAUUUUUCUAUAAGGCUUGUGGGGCCAAAUUGUGCAAACCAGCUUUCAAAAGUACACCAGCAAUUUGCCUAGAAAUGGACACCAGCAUAUGCUCAUCGGAGUUUAAAGCACAUCUAUUCUCACAUUUCCAGUGUGAUUGCAGUUUCACGUGACAGCUUGGGCAGGGGUGACUGACAGUUUGUACCCAGUCUUUGUGGGGGUUUUCCACUGGGGCAUAGGUGUAUGGAUUUUCUGUUAGCACUUACAGAGAUUGUCCUUGUAAAUGGUUCAAGGCUUCAUUCUACUUCUUUUACAUGUUUCGAAUAAAAUACAUCCCUGUGCAAAAUAUUUAGGUACCACUGAAGCUUACUGAAUGUUUUAGAAGGGCUUAAGUGGUUCAGAGGACUGGAGUCUUCUGCUCCACAGAACUGCAUUUCACUCAGUGAGCUGUCCUAUUUAAAUCAGUAGACUUGGUCACAGAGUGUGCAUCUACAUGUGCAAUUAGCGUGAAGCAAUCAACUCCAGUGCAUACCGCACAGGAGUUUAUUGCAUGUUUGCCCGGGACCGCAGUAUGGUGAGCUGGGUUGGAACAGCCCCGGCUGGCAGGGGAGCUGGGGCUCUGCUGCGAAGAGGCUGGCUGGGGCAUGAGGGUGCUCCAGUACAGGACUAGCUGGCAGGCACUGAAACACCCUUGUGUCCCAGCCAGCCCCGUCAGCAUCUACACGUGCAUUGCAGCAGAGUAAACUACUCUGCCACAGGAUAGUAUUUGUAUAUGUAUAUACAAAUAAAUUAGUGUACUAAUUAGUGUAAAUUAUUUUAUUCUGGCUUAAUAGUGUCUCAUGUAGGUGUGGAGAUGUUUACUGCAGAGCUAAUUAAUCAGCUCUGCAGUAAACAUCUCAUGUAGACAUGCCCAGUAUGAGGUGCCACUUAGUCUGUAUUUAAAUAGUAAAAUCAAUCUCUCAGGCACUAGUGGGUGAAGAGACUGAGUUUGUCUAAAAAUAAGAAUCUGAUUCUGCAGCUCUUAUUCACAUGACUAUUUCCUGAGACUGUUCACACAAACAAGUACAUGAUGCAAAGUGUCUUUGAAAAUAUAACAUAUUCUUAUCAGUGACUAUAUGUAUUCUAGACGGAAGUAGCUGUGUUAGUCUGAAGUCAGGCAGAAAAAGCAGGGCAAUGUGGCACCUUAUAGGCUAACUCAUUCAGAGAAUUGUGAGUUUUUCCAGGCUAGUGCUUGCUUCUGAAAAAAUAGAAGUAGCAUCUGAUGAAAUAGAAAGUAGGUUUCUAUAUGUAUUCUGGUUAAUUAACAUCCCUUAUAUUGUGGAUACUGUAUUAACCUGAUUAUAAAAUAGUUGGUCAGAUAAAAUUAUACUUGUAAAAUUAAUUUGAAGCCAUUUUAAAGGUCUUGGCAUUUUCUUUCACAGAAAUGGAAUCUUCCUCAGAUUAUCCUACCCAAAAAAGAAGUGUACGUAUAAAUCUAAGCAAUUUUUAUUUUUUUAAAAAUCAGACAUUUUGAAACCUAGAAAGUCUAAUUGAAGCUUAUAUUAGAUGUGAUUUCUCAAUCAAAUGGUUUCUUAAAUAGCUGCAAAAGGUGUCAGAUUGACCACCCGGUAGAUGUUAAUAGAGAGGGCUAGUCUUUUACUAGAUAUAAAUUGGUGUGGUUCUACUGCAGAAACAAUCCCAAUUCAUCUAAAACAUUCAUUAGAUCAAACUUCAAAAAACAGUUACGUGAAGAAAUGUAUAUAUGUUCCAUUUGGUAUAUUGGUUUGCAUAUGGUCUUUAGAUUUCUGAUCUAAUCUAUUGCAAGCUGAAAGAUGUAUUUCUUAUGCAUCCUGAAUUCCCAUGGGGAAUUUUGCCAGCUCAAGGCAUAUGGACUUAGGUCUUAAAUAAAAAUCAAGAAAAAAUAAUAAGGCAUUAAUUACAUCCCUGACUAAUCAGAAUCUAAACGAGUCUUGUAGUAGUAGGUUCCUUUGUGUUGAACUUCUUAUGUAUGAACUGAUAUUUGGUUUUGUCUUGUUUCAUUCACAUGCAGUGUUGUUCCAAUAUGCCAAUUAAUGCAUCGGGGGAGAAUAUACAUAUUGGGAGUUUAAAAACACUACCUUUCAACUAAAUAGCACCAAAAUAAAACUAUUGUUGCCAAAUACA